This is a messenger RNA of Cajanus cajan (pigeon pea), 1976 nucleotides long. NCBI's taxonomy places the organism in Eukaryota, Viridiplantae, Streptophyta, Magnoliopsida, Fabales, Fabaceae. The record is from RefSeq and is a predicted model, not a curated record.
AGCAAGUGAGACCCUUUCUCUCAUCCUGUGUCUGCUGCACACUUUCUCUUCCUUUUUUUUCCCUUUUCUCUCUCACUGUCUGAGUGAAGAACAUGGCUGACCCAUAUGGUCUCCCGGAGGAUCUCCGGCGACUGAUAUCAUCCAGAACCCAUUUAAACCCUUCCAACACCACACACUUACUGGAGCCACUAUGUCUUCACCACACUCUCAGUGCUGUCACUGUUACCACUCCACCCAACAGCUAUGACCCCAACAUGGUUGGGGACGUUUUCUUCCCUCGUCCCUUCACUCACUUCGCUCAUCAUGACUACUCUUCCACCUCUGCUCUCAACCCCACAACCACUGCUACUGCCUCGGAUCACGCCACUGCCACUGCUGCAUUCUGCAGCAUAGAGACUGCAGAGAAAGGGUGGUUUGCCUUUGACUCCGGGAACAACAGGUGGCCUAGACAGGAGACUCUCUCGCUUCUUGAGAUCAGAUCUCGUCUUGAUUCCAAGUUCAGAGAGAAUAAUCAGAAAGCACCCUUGUGGAAUGAGAUUUCUAGGUGUGUUAUCUUCGCGUUUAGGAUAAUGGCUGAGGAAUUUGGGUACCAAAGAAGUGGAAAGAAAUGCAAAGAGAAGUUUGAGAAUUUGUACAAGUAUUACAAGAAGACCAAGGAAGGUAAAGCUAGUAGACAAGAUGGGAAGCACUACAGGUUCUUCAGGCAGCUUGAAGCAAUAUGUGGAGAUCAAUCGAACACUACUCAUGCCUCACCUUCAGAUAAAACCAAUCGUGCUGGUGGAAACACUGCUAGUAUUCAAACACCAAACCUCACAAUCAACCAAGACCAUAAUGGUGAAUCUAGCAACAACCCCAAGUGCUCAGAGAGCCUCAGCAUCUCAAACUCAUCUGAAUUGGAGACAUCCUCAUCUGAAAACAACGACGAGGAUCUUUCAGCCAUUGCAUUCAUGAUGAAGCAGUCAAGGGAUGAGAAGCAGAAGGGGUCAGAUCACAGACAAAGUGAUCAUAGGAGGGUGAGAAGAAGCUGGAGAGCCAAAGUGGAGGAGAUUGUGGAUUCUCACAUGAGGAAGAUCUUAGAGACUCAAGAUGCUUGGAUGGAGAGAAUGUUGAGUGUUGUUGAGCAAAGAGAGCAAGAGAUGGCAUCUAAGGAAGAAGAAAGGAAGAGGAAAGAGUCAAUGUGGUUUGACCAACAAGUGCAUGAACUGUGGGCUAAAGAGAAAGCAUGGGUCGAAUCAAGAGAUGCUGCAUUGAUAGAGGUUGUGAGGAAACAUAUUGGGGUAGGGGUAGAAGCAUUGCCAUUCGAUGAAGGUAUACCAAAUAAGAACAAGAGCCAGGGAGAACAUAUUGAUGCCAAUGAAUUUGCCUCUGAUCAUGGAAGUAGUAGGUGGAGUGAAAUGGAGAUUUCAAAUUUGAUACAGCUGAGGACUGGUUUUGAACAAAGAUUCAGGGAAAAUGGGGGCUUGGAGAAUGGGCUUUGGGAUGAAAUAGCAGAAAAACUUGCUUGUUUGGGGUGUGAUAGGAGUGCAAGUGAGUGCAAGCAAAUAUGGGAUGAGAUCAGCAUUUCCCUAAGAAGGACAGUGGAGUGUGAUGGUGUCAAAAGAAGGCCUUGGUAUUUGGGACUUAAGCUGACGGAUGAUGAUGAUCUUUGACACAUUCUUGUUCUAACGCAUGCAGGCAUAUCAGAGAGGUUAAGUGUAUAUCACAUUUGCUUCUGAGUUCUGAGUGUGGAGAAAGGGAAACUUGUGGGAGAAACAAGCUAGGGCGUGAAAGGGUUGUUAAUUUGGAUCGAUGUAGCAAGUUUGGCUCAUUUGCGAAUCACAAGGUAUUCUUAAUUCUAGCUAGCUAGACGCCUAGACCAAGUGUUUAGCUAUAUUUAUAUAUUUAAUAUAACGUAUGAGGACUCAUGCUUCGGUGUAAGAAUUUGACUUUGUGUAAUUUUAUCCAUGCAUCAAAUGCUAGAGUUAAUUAAGUUAUUA